AUGUCAGAAACUCCUCCGGACGAUUCCCUUUGGGGAGGUGACACUCCCGUUGCUCACCAUGUCGAUGUCGCCCAAGCGGAGGCCGAUUUUGAGUUGCUAUCUCGACAACUAACGAGGCGUGCCACUGCCGUUCAGAACGAGAAGGAUCUCGAAAAGAAGGAUAUCGAGAAGAGCAUUGAGGAACAGCCCUUCGACCUACGUGAAUACCUCUCCUCCUCGAAUGACGCGAACCAGGAAGCCGGCAUCAUGCACAAGCAUGUCGGUGUCACUUGGGAACGGUUACGCGUCGAUGUCAUCGGCGGAACAGGCCAUAAGAUAUAUGUCAAAACGUUCGGCACGGAUGCACUCAACUUUUUCCUCACGCCCAUCCUAUGGGCAUGGUCACUCAUUACAUGGAUGGUCCCCGUGAAGCGCCACAUGGAAACUACUACAAUCCUUCAUGAGUCUGACGGUGUUCUCAAACCUGGAGAAAUGUGUCUGGUCUUGGGUUGUCCCGGAGCUGGAUGCACUACUUUCCUCAAAACGAUAGCGAAUGAUAGGGAGUCGUACGCAAAUAUCUCGGGCGACGUGCUCUAUGCUGGAAUUGAUGCACAUGAAAUGGCUAAAAUGUACAAGGGUGAAGUCACCUAUAAUCAAGAAGAUGAUCUACAUAUUGCAACGCUGACUGUUUCCCAGACUCUUGAGUUUGCUCUGUCGCUUAAGACUCCUGGCCCGAAUGGUCGUCUCCCUGGAAUGUCUCGUAAAGAGUUCGAUCAGACCGUGAAGAAUACUCUCCUCCGUAUGCUGAAUAUCUCGCAUACCGCGAACACGUACGUUGGCGAUGAGUUUGUCCGUGGCGUCUCUGGAGGGGAGCGUAAGCGUGUCUCCAUCGCAGAAAUGAUGGCUACGCGCGCGCAUGUCUUGUGUUACGAUAAUUCCACUCGAGGUCUCGACGCGAGUACUGCCCUCGACUUCAUCAAGGCUCUGCGAGUAAUGACCGACGUUCUUGGGCAGACUGUGUUUGUGACGUUGUACCAGGCUGGCGAGUCGAUCUAUGAGCAGUUUGACAAAGUUCUCGUCCUGGACAAGGGUCGCCGAGUAUACUUUGGCCCGCCUGCCCAAGCCCGCCCCUAUUUUGAAGGCUUAGGCUUCUUGCCAAUGCCCCGCCAGAGUACUCCGGAUUACGUGACAGGCUGUACCGAUCCUAAUGAACGCCAGUUUGCACCCGGCCAUUCCGAGGCGGACGUACCUUCGAGCCCCGAGGAACUGGAAUCUGCCUUCUUGGGCUCGUCAUUCGCUCGUGAAAUGAAAAUGUCGCUAGAGGAAUACAAGAAGUUGAUGGCGGCGGACAAGGCGGACCAGGAGGCGUUCCGGGCUGCCGUGCUCGCUGACAAGAAGCGGGGGGUCUCGAAGAAGAGCCCGUACACGCAGGGCUUCAUUGGCCAAGUUCGUGCCUUGACUCUUCGUCAAUUCCGCAUGCGGCUCCAGGACAGGUUCCAGCUCAUCACCAGUUUUGGCUUGUCCAUCGUCCUCGCCCUUGUUAUCGGCGGUGCGUACUUCGACCUAAAGCCGGAUUCUGCUGGCGCGUUCACGCGGGGUUCGGUGAUUUUUGCUGGAAUGCUCACCGUCGCCUUGGACACGUUCGGAGAGAUGCCUGCGCAAAUGCUCGGACGGCCGAUUAUCAAGAAACAGACCAGCUACAGUCUGUACCGUCCAGCGGCUGUAGUAAUCGCCAACACGUUCGCAGACAUACCUUUCUCCGCAUCGAGGGUUUUCAUCUACAACGUAAUAAUCUAUUUCAUGGCCAAUUUAUUCCGUUCCGCAGGCGGCUUCUUCACAUUCCACCUCUUUGUCUACUUGACAUUCCUUACGAUGCAAGGGUUCUUCAGGACGUUCGGGUACAUGUGCUCGAAUUUUGACGCUGCAUUCCGGAUCGGAACCUUCUUCAUACCGAACAUGGUUGGGUAUACAGGUUACCAGAUUCCUGUCUUGACGAUGAAACGCUGGUUGUUUUGGAUUUACUACAUAGACCCCCUCGCGUAUGCGUUGACUGCGUGUCUGGAGAAUGAAUUCAUGCGAUUUGACGUGACGUGCAAUGGCAAUUACAUCGUACCCCGGAACCCCCCCGGUUCUACCACCUACCCGGAUGGUCUUGGUCCGAACCAGGUCUGUACUUUGUACGGAUCUGUGCCAGGCCAGACCUUGGUUUCCGGCCAUUCGUAUCUGGAAACUGGGUACGGAAUUAACACGCAUGAUCUUUGGCGUCGUAAUUUCCUUGUGCUCGUGGGCUUCUUCUUCUUGUUCCAGCUCACGCAGGUCCUCUUGGCAGAGUUCUACACGCAAUUCGGCAGUGGUUCUGGUGCUACCAUUUUCGCUAAGGAGGAUGCUGACAUGAAAGCUCGCAAUGCUGUCCUCCGCGAAAAGAAGGAGCAACGCGCCGGACAGUCCGGCGCAGACAAAAAAGAAAAGCUCGAGCUGACUGAGUCUCGGACGUCGCAGGCCCAGAGCAAUACGGUCGCCCAGCGCAGGAGCUUCACGUGGGAGAAGAUCAACUACUUCGUUCCAGUGGAAGGAGGUACUCGCAGACUUCUCCAUGACGUAUAUGGAUAUGUCAAGCCCGGCACAUUGACUGCGUUAAUGGGCUCGUCCGGAGCAGGCAAAACAACAUGUCUGGAUGUUCUCGCACAACGCAAGAACAUUGGUGUUGUCUCGGGUGAUUUGCUUCUGGAAGGACGUGCCCUUCCGCGCGACUUCGCGCGUAGGACGGCUUAUGCUGAGCAGAUGGAUGUGCACGAAGGUACCGCAACUGUGAGAGAGGCGAUGAGGUUUUCAGCAUAUCUUCGUCAGCCCAGCGACGUUUCCAAAGCCGAGAAGGACGCUUACGUGGAGGAGAUGAUUGAGGUCCUCGAGUUACAAGACCUCGCUGACGCGGUGGUGUACAGCCUUGGUGUCGAAGCGCGCAAGCGACUAACGAUUGGGGUGGAACUUGCGAGCAAACCGUCCCUACUUUUCUUAGAUGAGCCAACCUCUGGCUUGGACGGCCAGAGCGCGUGGAAUGUUGUCAGGUUCUUGCGCAAACUCGCAGAUGGUGGACAGGCCAUCCUCUGCACCAUCCACCAGCCCUCCAGCAUGCUCAUACAGACAUUCGACAAGCUGCUUUUACUGGAACGCGGAGGUGAAACGGUAUAUUUUGGAGAUAUCGGAGCAGACUCACGUAUCCUCCGGGCAUAUUUUGCUCGUCAUGGAGCGGUAUGCCCCAAUAAUGUGAAUCCUGCCGAGUUCAUGUUGGAUGCAAUAGGUGCCGGCUUAGCUCCUCGUAUCGGCGAUAGGGACUGGAAUGACAUCUGGCUGGAUUCCCCUGAAUAUGCUGAGGUACGAGCCGACAUAGAUCGCAUCAAGCAUGAAGCGGAUCGCCCGCAGAAUGAGUCUGACGCUGCAACUACAUAUGCGGCGCCCUUCUGGUACCAAAUGCAGGUAGUAGUAAAGCGCAAUACUAUGAUGUUGUGGCGCUCCCCGGAUUAUGUCUUUAGUCGCCUUUUCGUGCAUGCUUUCAUAUCAUUGUUCGUCUCGCUGCCGUUCCUGCGACUUGGGAACAGUGUGCGUGAGCUCCAAUAUCGCGUCUUUGGCAUAUUUUGGACCACGAUCGUACCUGCAAUUAUCAUGGGCCAGUUGGAACCGCUGUGGAUUCUCAAUAGAAGAAUAUUCAUUCGAGAAUCAUCCAGCCGUAUCUAUUCGCCGUACGUGUUCGCUGUCGCCCAGCUCGUCGGUGAAAUACCUUAUUCGAUACUUUGUGCCAUCCUAUAUUGGGUGCUCAUGGUAUACCCGAUGGGAUUCGGCAAAGGAGCAGCGGGAACGAGAGGCACAUUUUUCCAGCUCCUAGUCAUUCUGUUCAUGGAGUUAUUCGGUGUGAGUCUAGGCCAGUUGAUUGGGGCACUCUCCCCGAGUAUGCAGAUCGCUCCGCUGUUCAAUCCCUUCAUCGGUGUGUUCUUGGGGACUUUCUGUGGGGUCACCAUACCGUACCCUACGAUGGAGAAAUUCUGGAAAACCUGGAUGUACCAGCUAGAUCCGUUCACUCGCACCCUCAGCUCUAUGCUGUCGACUGAAUUACAUGGUCUCGUCAUUCGGUGUCGCAGCGAUGAGUUCUCCAUCUUCAACCCGCCAUCCGGACAGACCUGUCAGCGUUGGGCGGGCGAGUUUGUCGCUGCAUUCGGUGGUUACCUGAACAACCCAAACGCCACUGAAUCCUGCCAGUACUGCCAGUACGCUUCCGGCGAUGAGUACUUCACGCCGCUGAACAUUCGAUACUCGAACCGUUGGAGGGAUGCCUUUAUUUUCUUGUCGUACUCUGUGUUCAACGUCAUUGUCACGAUCAUUGCCUCGCGCUUCCUGCGCUACGCGAAACGUUAG
Molecule: messenger RNA, 4386 nt
Organism: Sparassis crispa
Lineage: Eukaryota; Fungi; Basidiomycota; Agaricomycetes; Polyporales; Sparassidaceae
Product: Brefeldin A resistance protein
Exons: 29
Coding region: 1-4386 (1461 amino acids)
Biological process (GO): transmembrane transport
Cellular component (GO): membrane
Molecular function (GO): ABC-type transporter activity; ATP hydrolysis activity; ATP binding
Source: RefSeq, a predicted model, not a curated record